AUGUCAUCCUUCAAAACCUGCCCAAAGUCCUGCUCCUUCACCUUCCCCAAGACCUGCUCUGAGACCUGCUCCAAAAGCUGCCCAGAGACCUGCUCCGAGACCUGCCCCAAGACAUGCUCCUUCACCUUCCCCGAGACCUGCUCCGAUACCUGUGUGAAGACUUGCUCCUGCUCUGAGACCUGCUCCGAGACCUGCUCCUUCACCUUCCCCAAAACCUGCUCUGAUACCUGUGUGAAGACUUGUUCCUGCUCUGAGACCUGCUCCGAGACUUGCUCCUUCACCUUCCCCAAAACCUGCUCUGAUACCUGUGUGAAGACUUGUUCCUGCUCUGAGACCUGCUCCGAGACUUGCUCCUUCACCUUCCCCAAAACCUGCUCUGAUACCUGUGUGAAGACUUGUUCUGAGACCUGCUCCGAGACUUGCUCCUUCACCUUCCCCAAAACCUGCUCUGAUACCUGUGUGAAGACUUGUUCUGAGACCUGCUCCGAGACUUGCUCCUUCACCUUCCCCAAAACCUGCUCUGAUACCUGUGUGAAGACUUGUUCUGAGACCUGCUCCGAGACUUGCUCAUUCACCUUCCCCAAAACCUGCUCUGAUACCUGUGUGAAGACUUGCUCCUGCUCCGAGACCUGUCCCAAGACAUGCUCCGAUACCUGUGUGAAGACUUCCUCUGAGACCUGCCCCAAGCCCUGCUCUGUCUCUAACCCCAAGUCCUCCUUCAGCUCUUUCUCCAUGACUUCAAAGUCCAUAAUCGGUCCUCGUCGUUGUGGUACAGUUGCACCUAAAGCUUACAGUGUCUAUGGCUGUGGUUUUGGAGAAAAGACCCGCAUCUCUACCUGCUCUUAUCGUUCGAAUGCUUGCUCCCCUUGUCCACCAUACAAAACUGACGUAGGAUACGGAUGUCAUAGUGGACAAGGUGGAAGAUUUGGCGCAAGAAUCAUGACUGGAGGGUGUUAUGACUACCUCCAGAAGAGCGAGAAGGCCACCAUGCAAGACUUGAAUGACCGUCUGGCUUCAUACCUAGAUAAGGUGCACUUUCUGGAGGCUGCCAAUGCUACUCUGGAGAAGCAGAUCCGGGAGUACUAUGAAAAGAAGGGGCUGAUCUGCCAGAGGGACUACAGCUGCUACUUCAAGACCAUCGAUUGCCUUCAGGAAAAGAUUAAAGAUGCUACUGUCAACAAUGGCAAAAUCCUUCUGCAGAUCGACAACACUAAACUGGCUGCUGAGGACUUCAAGAUAAAAUAUGAGAAUGAGGCGACGAUACGGCAGUGUGUAAAAGCUGACGUUAAUAACCUGCGUUGCAUACUUGAGAAGACAUGCCUGGCAAAACCAGACCUGGAGACACAGAUCUGCGCUCUGCAGGAGGAGCUGGUGUAUUUGAAGAAAACUCACCAGGAGGAUGUGGCAGCACUACUGUGUCAGCUGACAGACAAAAAAGUGUGUGUGGAAGUGGAUGCUGCUCCUCAGCAAGACCUGAACAAGGUUUUGGAUGACAUUCGUUGUCAUUACGAGACCAUCAUAGACAAACAUUGCAGAGAACAGGAGUGCUGGUUCAAAGAGAAGAUGGCAGAUCUGUGUAAAGAUGCUGCCACCAACACAGAGGGCCUAGAAACCUCCAUAUCAAAAAUCUCAGAUUUGCGACGCACUUUGCAGAGUCUAGAGAUCGAGCUACAGUCUCAAAUCAGCAUGAAAGGAGCACUGGAGUGCUCACUGUUGGAAACAGAGGCUAGGUACAGCACUAUGCUAGCAGGUUUCCAGAAACAUAUCAACACAUAUGAGGCAGAGCUUUGUCAGGUGCGCAGUGGCAUUGAGCAGCAGGGCAGAGACUAUGCUGCUCUCCUGGACAUCAAGAGCCGUCUGGAGCAGGAGAUCGCCACCUACAGGUGUCUCCUGGAAAAGCAGGACAUUAAGUAA
Molecule: messenger RNA, 1914 nt
Organism: Sinocyclocheilus rhinocerous
Lineage: Eukaryota; Metazoa; Chordata; Actinopteri; Cypriniformes; Cyprinidae
Product: keratin, type I cytoskeletal 19
Exons: 6
Coding region: 1-1914 (637 amino acids)
Cellular component (GO): cytoskeleton
Molecular function (GO): structural molecule activity
Source: RefSeq, a predicted model, not a curated record